GCUGUUCCAGACCCCACAUGUUUGUAAUCAUCAUAACCUCAAAGCAGUUGUGACAGUGCCUACCCUUGUUUUCGACAAAUAAAUAACAAAAAUUCUAUUCCCUGAGUGAGGAACAUAAAUAAAAAAUGUUGCGAAGACAAGCUCGAUUGAGGCGGGAGUAUCUCUACCGCAAAUCCGUUCAAGAUAAAUUGAAAAACAUUCAGGAGAAGAAAGAGCGGUUGAAGAAGAGCCUUGAGGAGAACACACCGAUCCAUCCGGAUCUUCGCAAAACAGCACUUUAUCUCCAAAGAAAAUCUGAAUGGGAGGAUGCAGGUCCAGAGCUGGCGGCGGUGACGGGAACGGAGAUGGGAGGAACAACGGGAGACCACGAGGACGAUGAGUACCGUUGGGCAGGUGUAGAGGAUCCAAAAAUCGUGAUAACAACGUCCCGAGAUCCCAGUGCUCGUCUGAAGAUGUUUGUCAAAGAGCUGCGUCUCAUUUUCCCCAACUCCCAGAGAAUGAAUCGAGGAAACUACGAAAUGAAGCAGCUGAUCCACGCAUGUCGUGCCAAUGAAGUAACAGAUUUUAUCAUUGUCCACGAGCACAGGGGUAUUCCAGAUUCCCUGGUGAUCUGCCAUUUGCCUUACGGUCCAACAGCGUACUUCACAAUGACCGACGUCGUCAUGAGACACGACAUUCCCGACAUUGGAACAAUGUCCGAGCAGUACCCACACCUCAUCUUCCACAACUUCAAGGGCAAACUUGGUGACAGAGUGACAAGUAUCUUGAAGUAUCUGUUUCCAGUUCCCAAGGAGGACAGCAAACGAGUCAUUACAUUUGCCAAUCACGACGAUUAUAUCUCGUUCAGACAUCACAAUUACAAGAAAAUUAAUGGAAAAGACGUGGAACUGGUGGAAGUGGGCCCCAGGUUUCAACUGAAGCUGUAUGAAAUAAAAUCAGGGACUCUGGACGCAGCUGCUGCUGCUGAUACCGAGUGGGCCCUCAGGCCCUACAUGAACACGAGCCACAAGAGGAGAUUCCUCUCUCAGGAUGAUGGCUGGCAGCAGGAGGAUGACUUGUAAAAUUUUAUGCAGUUUAUUAGAUUAAUAAAAUGUCAAUUUUUUAUU
Diachasmimorpha longicaudata is the source of this 1106-nucleotide messenger RNA. Its product is annotated as U3 small nucleolar ribonucleoprotein protein IMP4. Gene Ontology annotation, molecular function: snoRNA binding; rRNA primary transcript binding. The record is from RefSeq and is a predicted model, not a curated record. Gene Ontology annotation, biological process: rRNA processing. The coding region runs from base 126 to 1061 and encodes 311 amino acids. The transcript is spliced from 2 exons. Lineage: Eukaryota; Metazoa; Arthropoda; Insecta; Hymenoptera; Braconidae. Gene Ontology annotation, cellular component: small-subunit processome; Mpp10 complex; nucleolus.